UAUGGCUGAUUCAAUUCAUCGUCUUGAAGGACUUUCUAAUCAGGUUGGUGGGUUGGUCGUCAAGAAGAAGAAAUUAAACUCUGAUCCGGAUUUAAAAGCCCCACCAUCAAGAUCUUCUGUUCUAGGCUUAGAUGUCCUUGCUGCCCAGAAGCGCAAACUGAAAGAUGUAUCAGAAAGAGAAGUAGAGGAAGAAAAAAGUAGGAGGUCAAAGGUCAUAUCUUACCGAGAUGAGUGGGAGAACAAUUCUGAUUCAGAAAGUAAUGACUGUAGUGAUUCAGAUGAAGAGGAUACGAAAUCAAGGAAGAAGAGGAAACAUACUGUUCUGAAAAGACAUUACCGAGCUCCUCACUUAGAGACACCAUCACACACUGGAGGAGUGAGCUCAGAGGCAGUGGAGAGACAACAACGGAGAGAAAAGGAGAGUAGGAAAGGAGUUGUUUAUGCUUCAUCCAACAGUGAUGAUAGGAAAGGCAGGGGAUCAAGAGAAUGGUAUGAAAGAGAGAAGUACAGGGAUAGAGACAGGGGAGGUGGAAGGCAUAGAGAGAAAUAUAUAGACAGGGAUAGAAACAGAGAUAGGAACAGACGAGACAGACCUCCUGAUCGCCGUGCUGACCGCAGAGAUUCUGAGAGAGGGAGUCGCAGUGACAGAAGUGACAGGAGUGUUAGAAGCAAUUGGGAGCGUACUACUCGGACUGAUGAUGAUCUUUCUACUCCAAGAAUUUCAAGAGGUAUUGACACACCAUCUCGUACAAGUUGGGAGGAAGAGGAUGAUGUGCCAAAGAAAGCUCCAUCACAGUGGGACCAACCAACACCCAAGAUGUCAAGUCAACAAAAUGAUCUUAGUGAGAGAAGAGAUCGAAGUGAACGUGGUGACAGAAAAGAUAGAUCUAGUAGGAAAGAUGGAGACAGGUCACGUCAUAGAAGAAAGGAAGAUGAAACCCCCAGGUUGACCCCAGCUCAUCGCUACAACUCAUGGGCUAGCAAUCGCAAGAAGAGUGGUGCCACACCACAGGUCAAAGGUGGAGACACGGUCACAAGAUUCAAGUCAGCAGAAGAACAGGAAUUAUGGGAAGAAGAGCAGAAGAAAAUAGAUCGGCAGUGGUAUGGAUCUGAUGAGGGUUAUGAUGAAUCUAACAAUCCAUUUGCUGCUGUCCCUGCAGAGUAUGCAGAAAAGAAAGAACGUGAUCUAGCUACCCAGAAAGCAAAGAGAAUGUCAGCUCAACAGAGACAGAUUAACAAGGACAAUGAUAAAUGGGAGACUAAUCGUUUAUUGACCAGUGGAGUUGUCCAACAGAUUGAGUAUGAGGAUGUGGUUGAUGAGGAGACUGUUAACAGGGUUCAUCUUUUAGUUCACAACAUAGUACCUCCCUUCCUAGAUGGUAGGAUAGUAUUCACCAAGCAACCAGAACCUGUUAUACCUGUCAAGGAUAAUACAUCUGACAUGGCACAGAUUGCUCGGAAAGGCAGCAACGUAGUGAAGAAACAUAGAGAACAGAAGGAGAGAAAGAAAGCACAGCAUAAACACUGGGAGUUAGCUGGUACUAAACUUGGAGAUAUCAUGGGGGUCAAAAAGGAAGAUGAAAAGGGAACUGAAGAAGAGAAUAUUAACUACAAGUCCCAGCAGCAGUUUGCUGAUCACAUGAAAGAGAAAACUGAAGCAUCAAGUGCCUUUGCUAAGCAGAAGUCAAUACGGGAGCAGCGUGAAUACCUACCUGUGUUUGCUGUUCGUCAAGUGUUGCUUAAUGUGAUUAGAGAUAAUAGUGUGGUGAUUAUUGUUGGAGAGACAGGUUCUGGUAAAACAACUCAACUCACUCAGUAUCUCCAUGAGGAUGGGUAUAGCAAGUUUGGUAUGAUCGGUUGCACUCAGCCAAGACGUGUUGCUGCUAUGUCAGUGGCUAAGAGAGUUAGUGAAGAGAUGGAGGUUUCGUUAGGAGAUGAUGUAGGCUAUGCCAUCAGAUUUGAAGAUGUCACCAGUGAUAAAACCUUGAUCAAAUAUAUGACUGAUGGUAUUCUACUGCGAGAGUCACUACGUGAGUCAGAUCUUGAUCACUACAGUGCUGUAAUUAUGGAUGAAGCCCAUGAAAGAUCACUCAAUACUGAUGUUCUUUUUGGUCUACUAAGAGAGGUUGUGGCUCGACGGACCGAUCUGAAGCUCAUUGUUACUUCCGCAACUAUGGAUGCUGAGAAAUUUGCUAAGUUCUUUGGUAAUGUUCCUGUCUUUGAGAUCCCUGGUAGGACAUUCCCUGUGGAUACUAUGUUUAGUAAGAAUGUCGUAGAGGACUAUGUAGAUGCAGCAGUCAAGCAGGCCAUUCAGAUUCAUCUUCAACCACCUCAAGGUGAUAUCUUAGUCUUCAUGCCAGGUCAAGAGGACAUUGAGGUCACCUGUGACCUUAUUGCAGAGCGUCUUGGAGAGCUAGACAAUGCCCCACAGCUUGCCAUCUUACCUAUCUAUUCACAGCUACCAUCAGACCUUCAAGCUAAGAUCUUCCAGAAAGCACCUGAUGGAGUCAGAAAGUGUGUAGUAGCUACAAACAUCGCUGAAACUUCACUAACAGGUGGGUUUUAG
This is a messenger RNA of Lytechinus pictus (painted urchin), 2566 nucleotides long. RefSeq names its product pre-mRNA-splicing factor ATP-dependent RNA helicase PRP16-like. Gene Ontology annotation, molecular function: RNA binding; 3'-5' RNA helicase activity; ATP binding. Gene Ontology annotation, cellular component: spliceosomal complex; intracellular anatomical structure. Bases 2 to 2566 code for a protein of 854 amino acids. Lineage: Eukaryota; Metazoa; Echinodermata; Echinoidea; Temnopleuroida; Toxopneustidae. The transcript is spliced from 15 exons. The record is from RefSeq and is a predicted model, not a curated record. Gene Ontology annotation, biological process: mRNA splicing, via spliceosome.